AACUUUGGUGGUAGGCAAAAAAACAAGUACAAAUGGGCAUUACUUGUUGGCGCAACAGUACUAUCCGCGGUUGGUGGUUUACUGUUUGGCUAUGACACUGGUGUCGUUUCAGGCGCAAUAAUUCAAAUUCGUCACCAGUUUGCCUUGUCUUACUUUUACCAAGAGUUAAUCAUAAGUAUAACUUUAGUUGCCGCGGCAGUCGCUGCCUUAUGCAGUGCUGGUCUAACAGAUUGGCUUGGCCGUAAACCGGUCAUACUACUUGGCAGUGUGAUUUUUGCGGCAGGUGCGAUCGUGCUGGGUGUCGCACAAAACAAAGAAACACUCGUGAUUGGCCGCCUUAUUGUCGGCUUGGGAAUUGGAGUGGCCUCAAUGACCGUUCCUGUGUAUAUUGCGGAAAUCGCUCCUGGACAUCUCAGGGGACCUUUGGUUACCUUAAACACUGUGUGUAUCACCGGUGGUCAGUGUCUUGCAGGUAUUGUGGACGGUAUAUUCAUUGCUGAUUCGAAAAAUGGUUGGAGGUUAGUUUAUCAUGCUACUUUUCUCAAAUUGAGUAUGCAUAUACCCUAUUUUACACUUAUCGGGGUCCCAACAAAUCACAAUACAAUCAUCUAUAUAACAAGUUUGGUGAUUUGCUUGUAG
Messenger RNA from Echinostoma caproni, 639 nucleotides. The record is from the annotation of a GenBank genome assembly. Lineage: Eukaryota; Metazoa; Platyhelminthes; Trematoda; Plagiorchiida; Echinostomatidae.